Rotaria sordida is the source of this 1335-nucleotide messenger RNA. NCBI's taxonomy places the organism in Eukaryota, Metazoa, Rotifera, Eurotatoria, Philodinida, Philodinidae. The record is from the annotation of a GenBank genome assembly.
AUGACUGAUUUAAUGAAUACAUCAACACAUUCUCAUCAUUAUCCACCUAAUCCAAAUGAAGUUGUUGGUAAUCGACGACCAGGACGUCCAACAAGUGCACAACAACGAUCGACAACACCAACACGUAAUCGACCACAACAGAAUACAACUAUAAAUGGUUUAAAUACAACAGCAAAAUUAGAACAAUCAAUAUUGAAACAUGAACACGAUCGUACAAUGGCAUUGACAAAUUCAACAAAAUUAAAUGGAAAAGGAAAAAAUCGUUUAUAUUCAACUUGGACACCUUUACAAGAUGAUGAAACAAAUGCUCGAUUAUUUGAUGAACGUAGACAACUUGCGAAUAAAUGGUUUGAAAAAUGGACUGAUGAUCAACGUCGUAUUGCACUUGAAGAUUUAUUCGCUCAAUGUCGUCCUCGUCAAUUAACAUAUGCAAGAAAUUUAUUAACAAAAAAAUUUCCUGCUCAACAUGCAGAUUUUACUCGUUUAUUUCCACGUGUACUUUGUCUUUAUAUAUUUUCAUUUCUUGAUCCACGUAGUCUUUGUCGUUGUUCACAAACAUGUUGGUAUUGGAAAUUUUUAUGUGAAUCUGAUCAAAUCUGGAUGCCGAAAUGUCUUCGUUUUGGUUGGACACCAAAACAAAGUUCAUCACCAUAUGAAAGUAACGUUUGGAAACGUGUCUAUUCAUUUAAUAUUCAAGCAUUACAAACAAUGCCUAUUCGAACCUAUUCUCAUCGUUCACAAAGUGGUUAUUAUGAUGAUCAAUUAUCUCCUCAUGAAGAUACUGCUCGUACACAUUCAACUCGUCAUCAACAUAAUCAAUCUCAUUUAUCAUCAUCAACUUAUCGUCGUUUAGAACAACCACCAUGGCGUACUAAUAGUCGAAAUCCAAGUGAUACACUUCGUUAUAAUUAUUUGGAUAAUGAUGAUAGUGCACUUGAAUCUUUAAUUGCUAAACAUCGUAAAUAUGGAACAAGUAUUCUUCAACAAACAGAAUCUGAUCAUGAAUUAAAAAAUACCAAUAAAGAACAACAAACACGUAGUCGUACUAAUGAAAGAUAUGAACAUAAUGGAAGAAAACGACGAAGUCAAUCUUUGAGUGCUCGUGGUAGUCCAUCAGUCAGUUUUCGUGAUGAACAUACAUCAAGAAAUUCUAAUCAUAAUCAUUCAUUUUUGGCUCGACCUCCAUCAACAUCAGGCAUUGUUAAUCGACCUGUAGAUAUUCCUCGACCACCAUCAUCGGCUCAAAAAUUAAAAUAUACAUCAAAAACAUCAACCAAUGAUAUAGCAAAUCGAACAUGGCAUUCAACAAAUAAUUAUAAUGAUGUUGAUGAAUAA